Molecule: messenger RNA, 1757 nt
Organism: Habropoda laboriosa
Lineage: Eukaryota; Metazoa; Arthropoda; Insecta; Hymenoptera; Apidae
Gene: cass
Product: apoptosis inhibitor 5
Exons: 9
Coding region: 83-1690 (535 amino acids)
Biological process (GO): negative regulation of apoptotic process
Cellular component (GO): nucleus
Molecular function (GO): RNA binding
Source: RefSeq, a predicted model, not a curated record
GUCGUUUCUUGGCGUGGUGCAUGGCCGGCUAGAUUACCGAUUUUUAAGUAUAUAGUCGUAUUUAUGUGUCUUGUGUCUUUAGAUGUGGAAAUUCGAUAAAAAGCUUAUCAUGAGUAUGGACAGUAUUGAAAAAUUGUACAAAAAUUUUGGCAUUUUGGCUGAUGCCAAAGACAAACUGGCGGAGCAUGAGAAGGAAUACUUAGAAAUUCUAACAGCGGUGAAAGGAUCGCCGAAAGAAAAACGAUUAGCAUCACAGUUUAUUGCAAGGUUUUUUAAGUAUUUUCCAAAAUUGGCUGAUCAGGCUAUAGAUGCUCAUUUAGAUCUCUGUGAAGAUGAGGAUAUGGCUAUAAGGAAACAAGCUAUUAAAGAUUUACCUGCAUUAUGUAAAGAUAAUAAGGAACAUACAGCUAGGAUUGCAGACAUUUUAGCUCAAUUACUCCAAGCUCAAGAUCCAUCUGAAUUAGCAGUAGUCCAUAAUAGUGUUAUGUCUCUUAUGAAAACUGAUCCAAGAGGUGCCAUAAGUGGAUUUUUCAGUCAAAUUAUCAAUGGUGAUGAUGGAACACGUGAACGUUGCAUUAAAUUUUUAGCAACAAAAUUAAAAGCAAUAGGUCAUGAUGUUAUUACUAAGGAACCAGAAGAUCUGUUAAUUUCAGAGUGCAAAAAAGUGUUACAAGAUGUUACUGCUGAUGAGUUUCAUAGUAUUAUGGAAGUUCUUGCGUGGACUAGAUUAGGUUCAACAGUUAAUGGGCAGCAAGAACUAGUAGAUAUUACAGUUGAACAAGCUGAAUUAUCAGAGCCAUUUAAACAUACUAAUGUUGAACAAUGGAAUAGGCUUGUACAAUGUAUUAAACAUGCACUUCCAUUUUUUAGUUCUCAGAUAGAUUCAUCGCGAUUUGUUUCUUAUAUCUGUGUACAAGUUCUACCACAUCUUUCUUUAAUUACUUCACCUGAUGGUAGGGAUGUGCAACUGGAAUUAUUGAAGCUACUUGCGGAAUUAGCUGUAUUUUGUGGAAUAAUUGAUAAACCAGAGGAAAAAGUACAACAACUUUACAAUACUCUUAUUACAUAUAUGCCAUUACCUCCAGCUACAGAAAUAACAGAGGUACCAAAACUGCAAUUCAGCCAUGUUGAGUGUCUGAUGUAUGCCUUUCACAAAUUGUGCAAACAAACACCCGAAUUUUUAAUAAAAGAUCCAGAACAACUCAAGGAAUUCAGACUAAGAUUACAGUAUUUUGCUCGUGGUAUUCAAGGUUACAUAAAAAAAUUACGGGAAGCGAUUAGCGGGAAAUCAGAAGAAGAAUUAAAGUCGGAGGAGAAUCAAUUAAAAGUUGUUGCUUUGAAAACAACAAAUAAUAUUAAUACUUUAAUCAAAGAUCUGUUUCAUUCACCACCUAGUUUUAAAAGUGUUAUACAUCUUUCAUGGAAAACAACAACUAAUGAUAAGAAGAAUGAAAAACAUUCAACUACCCAAAAGAGACACACACCAAUUACAUUUGGAAAUGACAGCAAUUCGAAUAAACGGAACAAGGAAGAUAAAAGCAAAAGAGAAUUAUAUACACCUCCUAGUGGAAAAUACAGUUCAAACAUAUCAUCAAAUUAUGGUCGAGGCAGAUUUAGAGGAAACAGGGCAGGUGGUCGAGGAGGUUAUAGACCAAGAGGUCGUGGAACGUGGAGAAAGAAUUUUUAUUAACUGUCUAAUUGCUUGAAUUGUUAAAUGCAUGAAAUGGUAAAAGCUGCAAUAAUAUAAAAGACUAUGC